This is a messenger RNA of Fonsecaea nubica, 405 nucleotides long. RefSeq lists its product as hypothetical. Lineage: Eukaryota; Fungi; Ascomycota; Eurotiomycetes; Chaetothyriales; Herpotrichiellaceae. The record is from RefSeq and is a predicted model, not a curated record. The coding region runs from base 1 to 405 and encodes 134 amino acids. The transcript has 2 exons.
AUGAGCGUCUCUGGAGUCAAGGCGGUCUUCACCUUCAAGGUAGCGUUCACCUUGAAGGCGGCGGUUACCUUUGAGGUGGCGUUCAUCUUCAAGGCGGCGGUUACCUUUGAGGUAGCGUUCAUCUUCAAGACGGCGUUCACCUCCAAGACGUUGUUCACCUUCAAGACGGUAUUCAUCUUCAAGGCGGUGUUCAUUCUUACGGCGCUGGUCAUCUUCAAGGCCAUAUUCAUCUGUACCGCGCUUUCUACAGGCUCCUCUUCCACUACCGCCGUCGUCGCGCAAUUUAAUGUCUUUUCCGGCGAUUACCAUCCUUCGCUUCAGCCGACCAUUCUGAGCGUCCCGAAUCUCGACCACGUCAUCUUCAACGAAGAUACUCAAAAGGCAGCCAGGCGUCUGGCCUCCUGA